Macrobrachium nipponense is the source of this 1704-nucleotide messenger RNA. Its product is annotated as ragulator complex protein LAMTOR5-like. Lineage: Eukaryota; Metazoa; Arthropoda; Malacostraca; Decapoda; Palaemonidae. The transcript is spliced from 4 exons. The record is from RefSeq and is a predicted model, not a curated record. Gene Ontology annotation, cellular component: Ragulator complex; cytoplasm; lysosome. Gene Ontology annotation, biological process: positive regulation of TORC1 signaling; cellular response to amino acid stimulus. The coding region runs from base 108 to 386 and encodes 92 amino acids. Gene Ontology annotation, molecular function: guanyl-nucleotide exchange factor activity.
ACAACGUCCCUACCAGACUUCGACUGCAGACGAAAAAGUCCACUUUACACUAUACGUCGUAUAUCCAAGUGUCAAGUGAAUUUCGUCGAAGCCACUUCGUAAAAAUCAUGGAGAAGUCUCUGGAAAAGUGCUUAGAUGACGUGUACCACAGCACUGGAGUUUCUGGUGUGCUCUGUGCAGAUAGCCAAGGACUUUGUUUAGGAGUCAGAGGGAAAGCUUCUGCAUCUUCAUCUGGUGUGAUAUCAUCUCUCGCCAACAAGGCGGCCAUGCUGGAACCAGGAAAUUCUCAGCCAGUCAUUCUCUUGGAAAGUGACAACAGUCAGUGCCUCAUCCAUCGAAACAACGGCGUGACCCUCGCAAUAUACAAGUCGCCGGAAACAUCGUAGUGAUAUAUAAGGACUUUGUCUUAGUAUGUUGUCUUGCAGUAUUUAAGCAAAGUCAUUUUUAUAUUCCAGAAUCUUUCAUUUUAGUACUAGCUAUUCUGUAUUUAUAUGUAAGGAGAGCAUUUUAAUCAUAGGAUAAGAAAAGUAAAGGCAGAUGAAGUCAAGUAAUUGUGGCAUUCAUACUAGUGGAAUGGGUGUCACCUUCAGAGUGACAGCGUAAAUGCUAUGUAGAUUCAUUGUGAUAUAAAACAAAGAAGUUUGGAAUUUAACUGUGGGUAAAAUGAUAGUUUCUAUGCAUAUACCAAAUACAAGCUCAUUCAAUGCUUUUGAAAGUUAAUCUUUCACUGCAUUUUGAGAAAUUUCUGCCCUUCUAGGUCUCGUAGUAUUGCGAGCUUCAGAUUCUGCGACCUAUAUAAUUAAUGAGAACUCAGUAUUCCGCACAAGAUGUCACUUCUAAUAAAGCAUUCCUUUUUAUUGGUGAAUAUUUCCACUUCAGAAUAAACUUUAAAGCCACUUGAAAUAAAAUAAAAAUCGAACAUUUAUUAUUUAUUCUAAGGUGUCACUUGUACAGUACAUAUAAUUUUUAUUAAGUUUUUCUUUUAUAGCAUAAGAUUGAAACUUCGUUUUUCUGACGUUAAAGGUUCCUAACUUGAAACGGGUGAAUGGGUUAUGGCUUGCUUUUGCCUAUCACUCAUAUAGGUGACCAUACUCUUGAAAUCAAUGCAUGUAGGUCGAAACAUUACACAUUACGUACUGUAUCACUUUAGGUAUGAAACAGACGUGUGCAUUGUUUUUUGCUAUUGUGUUGACAUAUGUAUUGACACAUAUUCAGAAGGUACUUAUGUGUGGCAUUUGUACUGAUAAUUAUAAUGUUUGGAUGAUACAAAUUUAUACAUAUUGACAGUCUUUCCAAUUCUGUUUUGUUGUUCAGUGAGCGUAUAUUAAUGUAGAACUUGUAUUUCAUAGCCAAAUUGAUAUUAUCUAUGUUGCUAACAUUAAAAGUUCCUUGGGUCAUAAUUGCAUGGUUCUUUUAGACCAAGAGUCAACUUAUAUCAAUAACUUGAAUUAUUUUAACAAACUCUUCAUUAUAGCAACAUAUUAUAUGAUGCAGUAGGAGGUUAUAACCAAACACAUCAAUUUAUCGUAGAGAAUACCAAUUGAAGAUUACACUAGAGAAGGUUUUGUUUCGAAUUGGCUUCAUAAGAUAACAGGAGAGCUGUGUACUGUGACUUUCAAGUUGAUUGCAAUACAAUUGAUUUUCAUGUCCUGUAACCAUUGUUUUUAGUAUCUGUUAGCAGUUGCAAUAUAUACUUUAAUAGAG